AUGGCAGAGAAGCUUGUCUUCCAGAAUAAGGAGUUGACCUCAAGACCAUACCACACCGCACCACACCACACUGCACAACACCACACCACACAGCACCACACCACACCGUACCACAUCACACCGCAUCACACAAGACCAUACCACAGCAUACCAUACCACACCACACCACAAAAGACCACGCCCAUACCAUAUCAUACACACUACACCAUAACAUACCACACCACACCGUACCACACCACACUGUACAACACCACACCAUAUCACACUACACUGUCCCUUACCACACUGUCCCAUACCACACGGUACCACACCACACCAUGCUACACCACACUGUUUCAUACCACACCGUACCACACCACACCACAGGACGCUGUACCACAUCACACCACACUGCACAACACCACACCACAGCAUCACACCUCGCCACACAAUACUGUACCACAGCACACUGCAUCACACCGCACCUCACCAUACCACACUACACUGUACCACACCACAACUGUACCCCAUAAGACCGUAGUACACCAUACUGUACCACGCCACACUGUACCACACCACACCGCACCACACUACACUGCACCACAUCACAUCGCACCAUACUACCCAGCAUCACACCACACUGUACCACAUCACACCACACCACACCACACCACACUGUGCCACAUCACACAAUACCGUACCACAACACACUGCACCACACCACACCAUACCAUAUCAUACUGUGCCACACCAUACCACAUUGCACCCCAGCACACCACACCAUACCAUACCACAUCAUACCCUCCCACACCGCACCACACUGCACAACACCACACCACACAGCAUCACACCACACCAUACUACACCACACAAUACUGUACCACACCACACUGUACUACACCACACAAUACUGUACCACACCACACCACAUUGCACCACACCACACCAUACCACAGCACACUGCAAAACACAAGACCAUACCACACCACGCCAUACCACACUGCGCAGCACCACACCACACAGCAUCACGCCACACCACACUGCGCCACACAAGACCAUACCACAUCAUACUAUGCCACACUGCACAGCACCACACCAACCAGCAUUAUACCACAUCGUACCACACCACACUGA
Stegostoma tigrinum is the source of this 1113-nucleotide messenger RNA. Its product is annotated as histidine-rich glycoprotein-like. The coding region runs from base 1 to 1113 and encodes 370 amino acids. The record is from RefSeq and is a predicted model, not a curated record. Lineage: Eukaryota; Metazoa; Chordata; Chondrichthyes; Orectolobiformes; Stegostomatidae. The transcript has 2 exons.